AUGCCUGAAAAAUUGCCUAGCCCGCUCCAAGCCCCUCAACCUCGGUUACCGAACGCGGCAGACGAGGAUUCACCCACUGAGAAAGAAAGCGACGAAAAGAGACAAGCGACCGAGGAUUUGGUAUUGCCCAGCAGCCAAUCAUCUCAGGCGAGUGUGGCAUCUGCCGAACACGCUGUGCCAAAGGAGGAAGCCGAGCCAGGCUUAGCCAGCAGGGUGCUAAGCCGCAUCGCAUCAAGGACAAGCGCCACGCCUGGUCCCGCUCCUGAUGGGGGUUUUAGGGCAUGGAUGUGCGUACUCGGCACGCACUUGGUAGUUAUGAACACUUGGGGAGUGAUUAAUUCUUUCGGAGUUUUUCAAAGCUACUACGUGCAAGCUCUUCAACGACCACCGUCCGACAUAGCGUGGAUUGGCUCUAUAGAAGUAUUUCUCCUCUUCUUCAUUGGCACCCUUACUGGCCGCCUCACCGACGCCGGAUUCUUCCUCCCUAUCUCCAUACUUGGAUCCAUACUUGUUGUUGCUGGAACCCUGGUGACUUCGGUAUGCACACAAUAUUGGCAGGUAUUCCUCGCCCAAGGUGUAUGCGUCGGUCUGGGCAACGGCUGUCUCUUCUGUCCUGCUAUUGCCAUCAUCUCGACCUACUUCCAGAAGUAUAGAUCUAUCGCAAUAGGACUGACAGCAUGCGGGAGUGUAACGGGAGGCCUAAUCUUCCCGGGCAUUGUACGAGGGCUACUUCCGCGUGUGGGAUUUGGCUGGACGCUUCGAGUUAUUGGCUUAAUGCAGGCAGGCUGUUUCGUCAUCUCCCUGCUGUCCCUAAAACCUAGAAUUCCACCGCGAAAGAGUGGGCGACUGGUUGAGUGGUCUGCGUUCAAGGAGUUGGAGUAUACAUAUUACACCCUGGGCGCAUUCAUGUGCUUUUGGGGCGUAUACUUCGCCUUCUUUUUUAUCGCCGCGUAUGCUCGCGAUAUCCAGGGCAUGGCUUACUCCAAGUCCCUUGACGUUAUCAUGGUUAUGAGUGGAGUCGGUAUUAUCGGCCGCCUCGUACCCAACUACUUUGGCGAUCGGAUAGGUGCGCUGACCGUCUUUGUACCUACGGCCGGGCUCGGAGCUUUGAUGGUAUGGUGCUGGAUAGCUGUGAAUUCCCAAGCUGGUCUCUAUGUUUGGGCUGCUGUUAGUGGCCCUGCCUUGGGGGGCAUUCAGGCCAUGUUCCCUUCAGCGUUGGCUUCUUUGACAACAGACCCAAGCAAGCAAGGUACAAGAAUCGGCAUGGUCUUUACCAUCGUCAGCUUUGCAGUCUUGACUGGCACCCCUAUCGCAGGGACGCUUAUUUCCGCGAUGAACGGUAGAUAUAUUGGUGCGCAAGCCUUUGCCGGGGCCUGUUUGACACUCGGGACUGUAUUUCUAGCGGUUGCGAGAGAGGUUAAAAGGAGGAAGCAGGGGAACACACCACAGGCUAAGGUGUGA
Fusarium vanettenii 77-13-4 is the source of this 1461-nucleotide messenger RNA. RefSeq lists its product as uncharacterized. Gene Ontology annotation, cellular component: fungal-type vacuole membrane. Gene Ontology annotation, biological process: transmembrane transport. Lineage: Eukaryota; Fungi; Ascomycota; Sordariomycetes; Hypocreales; Nectriaceae. The coding region runs from base 1 to 1461 and encodes 486 amino acids. The record is from RefSeq and is a predicted model, not a curated record. The transcript has 4 exons. Gene Ontology annotation, molecular function: transmembrane transporter activity.